ACGGUCUGGAGAAACGCACUAGGUUGGCGUCCACGGCUUGUGACUUUUUUGCACGUGGGCCGCUGUCGGCCUUCCGCCCGUCGCUCGUACCUAUCGGUGUGGACCAGCCACAUUGAACGAUAGAGGCGCAGCGGAGGCCAAGGGUCGUGAGCUGAUGGAUUUUGCUGCUGAAGAUGAAGCCGCGUGGGGAGGCGGCCUCCAGCGUGGAGCUGAGGGGGCGCGGCUGCGGCUCGAGCCGGGUAGGGAGGGAGUCCCGGGCCGCGCCGGGACGGAGGAGGCCUGCGCUGGAGAGGCCGGGAGCGGCCUGACCGGAACGGAGAAGAGAGGGGAUGGAGAAGGAGGAAGCGGACAGAGGGCCGAGGAAAUGCCAGUGAACCUAACGGUUGUGAAGCAAGAAGUUACGGACCCUUGGGAAAUGGAAGACGGUGUGCGGGGUAGCCAGUGGAUAAAGCAGGAGGUGGAGGAUGGGCCCGAGGUGAAGGAGGAGAAACCAGACGCACUGGAGGUGAAGCAGGAGGUGGACAGCAGCUUGGUGAUCAAAGAAGAGAAGGUGGAUGAGGCAGCGGUCAAGGAAGAGAAAGUGACGGUGAAGGAGGAGGCGGACUGGCUUGAAGUGAAGGAAGAGAGGAAAGAUAACUUGGAGAUAAAACAGGAGGAGGUGCUUUGGGGUCAGAACAUAAAAGAGGAAAUGAUGGAUGAAGUGUGUGUAAAAGAAGAGAAGUAUUUCCCGAAGAAAGAAAUGUUGGCGGAUACAACGGUGAAAGAAGAGCCUCAGAUAGAUUCUGUGGGCUCGAAGCGGAAACUGGCCAUGUCGAGAUGUGAAACUUGUGGUACAGAAGAAGCCAAGUACAGAUGUCCACGUUGUAUGCGGUAUUCCUGCAGUUUGCCCUGUGUAAAGAAACACAAAGCAGAACUGACAUGUAAUGGAGUUCGAGAUAAAACUGCAUAUGUUUCAUUACAACAGUUCACUGAAAUGGAUCUCCUAAGUGAUUAUCGGUUUUUGGAAGAUGUGGCAAGAACAGCAGACCAUGUUUCCAGAGAUUCUUUAUUGAAAAGACCAUUAAGCAAUAAACAUAUGCACUUUAUGAAAAAUCGUGCCCGGAGGCAAGGUAUUAACUUAAAACUUCUACCCAAUGGGUUCACCAAGAGGAAAGAAAAUUCAACAUUUUUCGAUAAGAAGAAACAACAGUUUUGUUGGCAUGUGAAGCUCCAGUUUCCUCAGAGUCAAGCUGUGUACAUAGAAAAAAGAGUACCAGAUGAUAAAACUAUUAAUGAAAUCCUAAGACCUUAUAUUGACCCAGAAAAGUCUGAUCCUGUAAUUCGUCAAAGGUUGAAAGCCUACAUUCGCUCUCAGACUGGGGUCCAAAUUUUAAUGAAGGUCGAAAAUAUGCAGCAAAAUUUAGUAAGAUAUUAUGAACUGGAUCCUCACAAAAGUCUCCUUGACAAUUUGAGGAACAAAGUGAUCAUUGAGUAUCCAACAUUACAUGUGGUACUAAAGGAAUCCAAUAAAGACAUGAAAGUUCUUCACCAAGUGAAAAGUGAAUCUACCAAGAACAUUGGCAGUGAAAAUUGAGCUCUUCUGGAAGAAGGAAGUUCCCAGGUUGCAGAGGACUAACUGUUGGGUGACUGGGAUAUUGUCAGUGGGUGGGUGCAAUUUUUUGUUUUUCUGAAAAGUGAUUAAACAAUUUAAAUUUUUUUUAAAGAUGUAUUUUCUGGCCUCUUGAAUUGACUUACAAGGCCCUUAUUCCUAUUAACAACCCCUCUUCUGCACCUGAUUGGCAUAGUGCUUAUUUUAAUUAGACCCAGGCUUUUAGUGUGCUGAGUUGAAUAGACUGAAAACUUUCCUGUUUCGAUGCAAGACCAAACCCAAGGAUCACCUGUGUCAGCCACAGAGUUGUCAAAAGGCCGUGCGACACACGAGCUAGCCAUCCCGUUCUUGCCUUUGGAAUGUAUAUGUAACUUACCCUCUUGAGAUGAAUGACUGGGUCUUUUAUACUUGGGUAGCACCCAGUAUGAUGUCCUGUGUAAAGGCUGAAUAAAUACAUUUAGACACUA
This is a messenger RNA of Miniopterus natalensis, 2055 nucleotides long. It is a transcript of the gene ZNHIT6, whose product is annotated as zinc finger HIT-type containing 6. Gene Ontology annotation, biological process: maturation of LSU-rRNA from tricistronic rRNA transcript (SSU-rRNA, 5.8S rRNA, LSU-rRNA); snoRNA localization; box C/D snoRNP assembly. The record is from RefSeq and is a predicted model, not a curated record. Gene Ontology annotation, cellular component: nucleus; pre-snoRNP complex. Lineage: Eukaryota; Metazoa; Chordata; Mammalia; Chiroptera; Miniopteridae.